Molecule: messenger RNA, 1153 nt
Organism: Chara braunii
Lineage: Eukaryota; Viridiplantae; Streptophyta; Charophyceae; Charales; Characeae
Source: the annotation of a GenBank genome assembly
CGCCUGGCCAAGUCCGACUACUUGGAUAUCGUGAGGAGUGCUGUGGUGGACAAAGUGACGUCAGAGAACAGCAACCUGCAGCCCGCUGACCCGGCCAUCAUUGCCACUGCUGAUCGCUUGUUUUGGGAACUUCAUGACAAGCAGUGGUUGGAACUAUCUGACGAUUUCUAUGACCUCCAGACGAGCCCUUCGAAGAAAAAGGUGAACUGGAAAGUACCCCUGUCGACAAGGACCCAGGGUAGUGUGGGAGGAGGACCUCCGAGCCCCCCCGGGGCCGGAAGGGGGGGAGGCAGUGGCCACGAGGAAGGAGGUGGCGGAGGCAGUGGCCAUACGACAUCAGGGGGAAGCGCGCCGACAUCAUCGCCUGCCCCUGGCGGUCAGGGCAGGAUCGCGCACAGCGGCAUGGGGGAAGGGGGGGUGAACGUCACACACUCCCCAACAGCAGGGAGCGGCAAGUCGGGGAAGUUCGCCCGCAUCCGAACAUCGCAGACGGAGGACCCAGUGCCCGUGGAGGCAGCGAAGUCGGCCGGCAUCCGCACUUCGACGACUCUGGAGCAGGCGGCCCUUCCCUCGUGGACUGCUUUCGGCUCCUCCGGUGAAGUGGGGGGGGGCUCAUGUGCAGGGGAUCUUGUCUCCGCCGUGAAGGGCAAGUCCGUGGGCAUCCCUACCAGGGCGGACGACGUUCAGGCGAGUGUACCGGUCCAGUGGAGCUCUMCAGGAGCACAGGCGUCGGAGAUGGGCGCCGCCCUGGCUGUGCGGGAGGCGACGCCGCCGGCCCUUGGACAAGGCCGAUCUGCGGAGUCACAGAGAGAGAUUGCUGGUGCAGCGCUGUCCGCCUUCCUUGCGACGAAGUCCGCCGGUAUUCGUACUUCGUCUGUGACGUGCCUGCAGUCGGAGGAGGCAGGGACGGAGGAAGGUGCUACGUCUGUUCAUACAGACGACCGCUCCUUGGGAUCCGCCUUGAUGCGGCUGCAAGGAGCCGAGUCGCGUGAGACUGACGGGGGGGACGAAUGGGUGCAAGUCGAGGGCGGGGAAGAAGGGGGAGAAUGGGAGGAGGGGGGAGAAGGAGACGAAGGGUGAGAGAAGGAGUUGAUUACAUUGCGCGACGGGGAAGACGGUGAAGAAGGAGGACUCAGUAUUACAGACGAGGAAG